Molecule: messenger RNA, 551 nt
Organism: Branchiostoma floridae (Florida lancelet)
Lineage: Eukaryota; Metazoa; Chordata; Leptocardii; Amphioxiformes; Branchiostomatidae
Product: hematopoietic prostaglandin D synthase-like
Biological process (GO): glutathione metabolic process
Molecular function (GO): glutathione transferase activity
Source: RefSeq, a predicted model, not a curated record
GUAAAGGAUAGAUUCGGUAAAAGACAGACGACGAUUCUCAGGAGCACAAUGCCGGCUUACAAGUUGACUUACUUCAACGGGCGGGGCACUGCGGAGAUAGUCCGCCUGGUUUUCGCGGCCGCCGGGAUCGCCUACGAAGACGUUCGGCUGGAACAAGACAAGUGGCCCGAACUCAAACCAAAGACUCCAAUGGGCCAAGUUCCUAUCCUAGAAGUGGACGGAACCAUGCUGUGUCAGAGUAACAGUAUCGCACGUUACGUCGCCAAAGUGGCAGGCUUGGCGGGUAAGACCCCCAUGGAGCAGGCUCGAGUGGACAUGAUUAUGGACGUGAUGGACGACAUGGGGAAGAAAGGCAACGCCGUGUUCUGGGAGAAAGACGAAGAAACAAAGGCUGAAAAGAAGAAAGAGUAUGAGGAGACUUUCCUACCACAGUUCUUUACCUGCGUAAAUAAGCUGGUCGGCGAUAGUGGGUAUUUCGUUGGUAAUGAGCUGACGUUGGCUGACAUCACCUACUUCAACACGACGAAUCUGGUGGGGAACUACUUUAAAUU